This is a messenger RNA of Trichomycterus rosablanca, 2573 nucleotides long. It is a transcript of the gene pla2g4f.1, whose product is annotated as phospholipase A2, group IVF, tandem duplicate 1. The transcript is spliced from 20 exons. Gene Ontology annotation, biological process: glycerophospholipid catabolic process. NCBI's taxonomy places the organism in Eukaryota, Metazoa, Chordata, Actinopteri, Siluriformes, Trichomycteridae. Gene Ontology annotation, cellular component: cytosol. The coding region runs from base 46 to 2424 and encodes 792 amino acids. Gene Ontology annotation, molecular function: calcium ion binding; calcium-dependent phospholipid binding. The record is from RefSeq and is a predicted model, not a curated record.
CCAGGUGUUUUAUAAAUCAAACAUAAACACACUUAACUACAGGUUAUGGCGUAUCUAUCGUCUUCUGCCACUUCUACAAGUAAGGAACUGUCACCACGCUGGAACCUCACUGUCAAAGUUCUCCGAGCAAAGUUUCUCAAAGCGUACGACUACUUUAAUCAGAAUGACCUGUACGUGACCUUGCGGCUGCCCACGGCCUCAGCUCGAACCUUGAGCACCAGGUGCAUUUCUAACUGCAACACACCGGAGUGGAACGAGGCCUUCCACUUCAGAGUGCAGAGCCAGGUCAAGAACAUUCUGGAGCUGACGGUGUACGACCAAGACGUACUGAGCGAUGACCUCUGCACCAGCUUCCUGUUCGACAUCAGCAACCUCACACUCGGUCAGAAGGAUACCAAGGUCUUCGUCGCUGAUGAGCAGACGAAAGACGAGCUGUGGGUGGAAUUUGAGCUUACAGAGAGUACUGAGCCACCUGAAGGCUACUUCUCAAAUGGAGUUCUAGUGGCCGCCCCUCUGUCCACUCUAGAGGUGAAAAUAAACAAGCUGCCCAGCACUGUGCAGCAGGGCCUGAUGCUGAAGUUGGCCGGUGCGUACAAGGAGGAUCAAGUGAUCUCGGCAUCCAAGAAAUCCAGUCUCAUGCAGUCGGUCCGCUACUACGUCAACAAAUACCUGGAGACAGAAAUUAAAGUCGUAAAGGAGGAAGAGGAGGACACUGAUGAAGCUUCGUUAUGUCUGGCGUCGGCUCCUGUGAGCCCCUUCACAUCCACACAAGAACUCUCUGUUCCCGUGGAGGCGGAGAUGGUGAGUUUACAGUUGAACAUGGUAGACAGCCCCGACGAGGAUCUGAAGGUGCGUCUGGAUUUCGACAUACCUGCGGCGGAGAAGGCCUUUCUGGAGAAGAGACGGGAGGUGGCGGCCCUCGCCCUGCAGAAAGCACUGAAGCUCAAAGCUCCUGUGAAUCCAAACAAGGCGCCUGUGGUGGCGGUGGUGUUUUCUGGAGGGGGUUCCAGAGCCAUGACGUCCAUGUACGGCUCUCUGAAAGGACUGCAGAAGCUCGGCCUGCUCGACGCCGUAACCUACAUCACCGCCGUGUCUGGCUCCACCUGGGCUAUGUCUCAGCUCUACAGCGACCCCUCUUGGUCGAAGGCGGACCUGGACAAGUCGAUCGCGCCUGUACAGAAGGAACUCUCCAAGAGCGUCAGCAGUCUGUUCACGCCCACGCAGCUGAAGUAUUACUACGCCGAGAUGCGGCAGAAACAGAGUGACGGGUACUCGGUCUCGCCCAUCGACAUGUGGGGGCUCACCAUCGAGCACCUCGUCUUCGGCAAGAAGCACACAGCUACACUGUCUGACCAGCAGAGGGCAGUCUCAGAGGGUCAGAACCCGCUCCCUAUCUACAUCGCUGUGAACCUGAAGGAGGAUAGCGGCGGCUCCAUGGUGCCUGAGUGGUGUGAGUUCACCCCGUUCGAGGUGGGAUUUUCCAAAUACGGGGCCUACGUUCCUUCAGAAAACUUUGGAAGCGAAUUCUACCUGGGUCACCUGGUGAAGAAGCUACCAGAGACUCGAAUCUCCUACCUGUUAGGAAUGUGGAGCAGUAUUUUCUCUACAAACCUGUCACAACUUUGGAGUUUGGCCACCGGAUUGAGUCCUUCCUGGACCCCCUGGUUAGCGGAGCGGACCAACAGCAUCGAAACAGAUAACAAGCGCUCGACGCUGGACACCAUGCGGGUCAGUAACGAAGCCUCGACUCUGAACAAGUUUCUGACCGGCCGUCCCUUCAUCAGCCACGUGUUCAACUUCCUGCGGGGAUUCUUUCUGCACAACUUGUACAGCGAAAACAACGAGUUCAACACCUCAAAAGACACACACCCAGAUGCUUUUCCGAACAAGCUGACCCCAAUGGACCCCAACCUCGGUUUGGUGGACGCCGGCUUUGCCAUUAAUUCCGGCUUCCCGCCGGUGCUACGAGCGCGCAGACGGGCCGACGUGAUCCUGUCCUUCGACUACUCCUGGACGGACGACCGGCUCAAGACCCUGAAGCAGACCCAGCAGUACUGCGCCGAGCACCAGAUUCCGUUCCCGAAAACGGACCUCAGCAAACUCAAGUCGGAGCCGGUGAGGGAGGUGUACGUGUUCGAGGACCAGGACAAUCCGGAGGCUCCCAUCGUGAUUCACCUUCCACUGAUUAACGUCACCUAUAAAGAGUUCAAAGCACCAGGCGUGAAGAGAAAAGGCGAGAAGGAGCUGAAGGAAGGGAACGUCGACGUGACCUCCAAUUGCUCACCGUACAUCACCAGCAACAUCACGUUCUCCCCCAAAGACUUCCAGAGCCUGGUGGACCUCAACGCCUAUAACGUCAUGAACAACAAGAACGUCCUCGUCAACACGCUGGAGAAAGUUCUGAGCAGAAAAGCCACCGGCUAGAGGCGCUCACAUCUUCACUCCAUGAACCAACCAGAAUAAUUUAUUGCACAUCUGUAAAACUGUGUCACUGUGCUACAUUAAGAACACAUUGUUCAGUCAGAUCAGCCUUUAUGUUUUACUUUAUAUGUUUAAAGUAUUAUAUUAAUAAA